This is a messenger RNA of Cercospora beticola, 1056 nucleotides long. RefSeq lists its product as uncharacterized. NCBI's taxonomy places the organism in Eukaryota, Fungi, Ascomycota, Dothideomycetes, Mycosphaerellales, Mycosphaerellaceae. Gene Ontology annotation, molecular function: protein binding. The record is from RefSeq and is a predicted model, not a curated record.
AUGGAACGUGUCGAGAAGAGCGAAGCUUCUGCGCUGCUGGAUUGUUCGCUCGACAACCUCGACAUCCUGAGAUGUCUGCUUCACUACGGAGCGGAUGCGAACGAGAUUGACUUGCGAGACGUGCAAUCGCGGGAUCUGCUGAUAUUGUUGCUUGAAUUCGGCUACGAUGUCGCAAAGACUGGCCACACCAUUCUGCAAGAUUUCGCUGGCGACCGACAGGUACUUGAUCUGCUACUUGACCACGGUGUCGACGUCAAGAAAAUCGAGACAGCACGGACCGCAGAUGGUCUGGCACUCUACCCCGGCGGCUACGACAACUCGAUCAAAAUUCUCAAUGGUUCGGCGGCGAAUGCAGACGUUGAGCUAUUCGAUCAUCUGGUCUCGAGAGGCGCAGAACCAGCCAGAAGUCUAGCUUUGCACUACACAUCCAAGUGCAAGGUCCCGGAAAGCGCAGUCACAAUACUCUCGCAUCUCCUGGACGUAUAUGACAUGGACAUUCAUGCCGACACUGAUGAUCUACGUAACUUCUUCCACGAUUCACCUGAUUCCGGCACGCCAUUGUGUAGUGCCAUAUAUUACAAGAACCUGGCCGUCGUUGAGGCACUGCUCAAAAGAGGCGCUGAUCCAGAUCGGUGUGGAGCGACGGGUCAUUUGCCGACUUCUAAAGCCAUGGGUGACGCGCUUUUCGAAGGCUUCUUGCCUGCACUUGCACCACUCUUGGACGCAGGUGCCGACCCUACGCUUGCGCUGCGCCAUGCCGUCAAGAGAGGCAAUGUCGAUUGUGCUAAAGUCUGUCUGGGCUACGGUGCGGACGUGAAAGCUGGGUUACAGAUAGCCCAUGAAAGAGAAGUCAAGCGAUUGAGGGAGUGGGCGAAUAUGCCAGCAGAUAUUGUGGACGAUGAGGCGCCACGAUAUGAGGCACAGCGAGAACGAAACAUUGCUAUGAUUGACUUUUUGGCGAGCUGGAAAGGCGAUCAAAGAGUGAAUCACUUCGCUCGGCGGCUGCGCACACGAUUCUACAGCUUCGACCAUGAUCAUGCAGCGCUUCCAAAAUGA